Molecule: messenger RNA, 2532 nt
Organism: Pyricularia oryzae 70-15
Lineage: Eukaryota; Fungi; Ascomycota; Sordariomycetes; Magnaporthales; Pyriculariaceae
Product: kinase isozyme 4
Exons: 4
Coding region: 560-1873 (437 amino acids)
Biological process (GO): protein phosphorylation; regulation of glucose metabolic process
Cellular component (GO): mitochondrion
Molecular function (GO): pyruvate dehydrogenase (acetyl-transferring) kinase activity
Source: RefSeq, a predicted model, not a curated record
AAAAAAAAAAACGAUCCCUCUCGUUUAUUUUUUUUAUUUUUAUUGAAGUCGAGAUCAUCCCAAUUCAAAUUGUAUUAGGUGCCUUUGCUAUUUCUGGCCACCGGGGUUUAAAAACAAAUCAAGAGGCAUAACAAGAAGAAAGCGGUAAACUGGGGUCAAGCUCGUCGUCUCCCACUCGCCCGAGCUGCCGUUGCGUCAUUAGCUCGUGCACACGCCGUGUCUCCGCGAAUUUGCAAGCAUCAAAUCCAUUUCCUCACGGAGUACCUAGCCUCGGCCUCGGCACAUCCCAUCCCACCUGCUACUAUUCUGGCCAUCGACCUCAGCCGCCGCUAACCAGCAAAUUGAGUCACAAGGUGCUGAAGCACGAUUCCUGGUCCUUUUUGGAGUCUUAAAAAAAAAAAACCCCGACGCCCGCCCAUCAACUGUAAUUCAUUGUCAUCGUCACCGACCAGGUUAUCUAAUUUUGCUGGCGUACCCUACAUAAUCAACCGUCUCGCCCGGGCCGGGAAUAGUCACAACUGGGCGCCUGCCCUGGACAAGCGAUUCGCCUGCGCCCAAGAUGUCGUGGAAGAAGUCGGAGAGGUUGAUGGACACCAUCAGGCAUUAUGCCAAGUUCCCUGCGACCGGCGUGAGCUUGCGCCAGAUGGUUCAGUUCGGCGAGAAGCCGUCUGUAGGCACACUGUUCCGGGCCUCACAGUUCCUUGCAGAGGAGCUCCCAAUACGUCUGGCGCAUCGCGUGCACGAGUUAGAUACCUUACCAGAUGGCCUGAACGAGAUGCCCUCAGUAAAGAAGGUGCUGGACUGGUAUGCGCAGUCGUUCGAGGAAAUCACACAACUGCCAAGGCCAGAACUCGACAAAUCUGUAAAAGAAAGAUUAUUGAAGCCUGGAAGGAGUAGGACCCAACAGCUACUGUCCGAAGCGACACCAAACCCUAGCAUAGCAGAAGGCCAGUAUGCCUCACAGGCGGUGACAUCACAGAACGGCAACGGUUGGACCAAGAAGCAGCAUGCUGCCAGGAGAUACUUUGCCAUGGUGGACGAUUAUGGUGACUGGCCACCAGAGCUGCAAUUGUACAACCAAAGGUUUUCCCAGACUCUUAACAAGAUCAAGAGGCGGCACGACGGUGUUGUGACAACCAUGGCGCAGGGUAUCCUCGAAUAUAAGCGGCAGAGACAGCGAAUGCAGAUCGACAACAACAUGCAAUCAUUCCUCGACCGAUUCUACAUGUCUCGUAUCGGCAUCCGCAUGCUCAUUGGCCAACACAUUGCCCUUACGGACCAGUCACACUAUCGCGACCCAACUUACGUCGGCAUCAUAUGCACAAAGACCAACGUUCGCGACCUGGCGCAGGAGGCUAUUGAAAACGCCCGUUUCGUCUGCGAGGACCACUACGGCUUGUUCGAGGCACCCAAGAUCCAGCUCGUCUGCAACCCGAAUAUCAACUUCAUGUACGUGCCGGGCCACCUGUCGCACAUGCUGUUCGAGACCCUUAAGAAUUCCCUGCGUGCCGUUGUCGAGACGCACGGCCAGGACAAGCAGGAGUUCCCCGUUACCAAGGUCAUUGUCGCAGAGGGCAAGGAGGACAUUACGAUCAAGAUCACCGACGAAGGUGGUGGCAUCCCGAGGAGUGCCAUACCGCUCGUCUGGACGUAUAUGUACACGACUGUCGAUAGCACGCCUAAUCUGGACCCUGACUUCGACAAGAGCGACUUCAAGGCACCGAUGGCUGGGUUUGGAUAUGGUCUGCCGAUCUCAAGGCUAUACGCGAGGUACUUUGGUGGUGACCUGAAGCUUAUCUCUAUGGAAGGAUACGGCACCGAUGUCUACUUGCACCUCAACAGGCUGUCGAGUUCCUCUGAGCCUUUGCAAUAGGAACUCGCAGUCAUGAGGGAUCGACCAUCCCAAGGAUUGACGCUGGGGCUGAAAUAUAAAGUGCAAAAACGACUGAAGAACAUGGAAGUCGUGGAACGCAAGCAGGUCGGUGACGUUGAAAGUCUGGUCAACCGCACCUCGAGAGGAUCCCACAUUGGAUCAUACGCCGGGAAAGAAAGUGAAUUGUAGGCUGGUUGGUUUGUGUAGAGAUAUGUUAAGUGUGAUGUCGGGUUUCACCGUUGGCUUGCAGGGGUAAGGCAGCACCAGGGGUAAGACGCCACUGGUUGUGAGAAGCGAUAGCGGUGAACUCUCACCAGUUUCUCAUUUUCUUUUUGUUUUGUUUUUACCUUAUUUUUUUUAACCCCACUAUGGGUUUCCUUGUCUUUUUCUUCUUUUUUUCAUCGUCCAUCCAUUCAUUUUUACUACAAUGGGGUUUGUCAACAGCAUGGGAUACGGCGCUUGGAAGGCGUUUUCAAACCAAUGAACAAAAAAAAAGGGUUUGGGUUUUUAGGUGGACAUCUAUCCAACUAUUUUGAGGCUAUAGCCGAGUGCUACUUUCAAGGGUCGACCCCACACAUGAGGCAGGUCUAGUAUCUACUUAGCUUUGCUGUCAGCAGAAAGGUAUAUAUAUUCAAUAGGUACAUAAUUUUGUCAGCCAA